AUGGCAACCAACAACAACCUCUACUGGCGCCGCCAAGUCGCCGAAAUCUCCUCCAAACCCUGCUGGAUCUGCUACAAACCCACCUCAUGCUGCCUCGCAACCCCCGACAGCGGAGCCACCGAUUUCUUCUACAUCUGCCCCGGCCACUUGACAGACUCCAAAUUCGCCAUCGCCAAAGACGCCAUCGACCUCGAAACGAAGAAACGCGAUGCCGAAAUCGAAGCCGAAAUCCAACUUCUCAAAAAGGAAUUCGACGAGAAGAUGAAGAAGAAGCUGGAGCGUCGGAAGAACAAAGAGGCCGAGAAGGCGGGCGAGAAGCCGGAGAAAGAGGCGAAGAAGGAAGAGGUUGAUGAUGAAAUGGAGAAGAAAGAGCAGGAGGAGAAGCUGAAGGGGUUGGAGAAGAAGAAGGAGCCCGAGAAGGCGAAGAUUGAGGGACCGAGGAUAUUCGAGCUGCAUAAGCAGUUCUAUACUAUGAGGCUGCAGAAGAAGAGCGAUGCGGAGCAGGCGAAGAGACGGCAGCAGGUGGUGCGGAGUGGUGGUGGUUUCCCCAUCGUGCCGAGGGGUGACCCAGGAGCCGUGGGUUGA
Messenger RNA from Fulvia fulva, 585 nucleotides. Its product is annotated as UPF0589 protein. Gene Ontology annotation, biological process: vacuolar transport. The record is from RefSeq and is a predicted model, not a curated record. The transcript has a single exon. Gene Ontology annotation, cellular component: endosome. NCBI's taxonomy places the organism in Eukaryota, Fungi, Ascomycota, Dothideomycetes, Mycosphaerellales, Mycosphaerellaceae. The coding region runs from base 1 to 585 and encodes 194 amino acids.